CGAGUCGUCACAUGCUCUACACUUCAAACGAAGAACUGAUCAACAGCGAAGCAACACUGCAAGAGAACACCGAGAUUUUGUCAAAUUACACUGAAUUACCACAGAAAUUUCUACAUCUCUCUUGAAUAUACUGAAAUGGCUGCUGUACGACGUCUUACCGCACAAACCGUCCCAGCUCAAGAAAAUGUCGACGUCCUCACAAAAGCUAAGCAUGGCCAAAAUACUCGCUUUGGACGCGCCGCUUUGGGAGACAUCGCAAACAAAGACAAGGCUGUUCUUCCCGGCAAAAGGAUAGCUUUAGGAACGCGUGGUCUUACGAGAAAUGAAGCUUUCACGGCGCUUCCCAAGCCCGAACGGCCGGCCUCAAAGCCCGAGCCCAUGGACAUGGCUGAUUUUAGUGAGGCGCUCAACGAAUGCUUUCCUACCGAUGUGGAAGAUAUCGAUAGCGGAGAUUACGAUAAACCCCAGCUAUGCGCCGAGUACGCAAAAGAGAUCAUGCGAUUUCUCCGAGCUAUGGAAGAACACUACAGCGUUUCUCCCACUUACAUGAAUAACCAACAAGAAGUAAAUGAAAAGAUGCGUGCAAUCUUGCUUGACUGGCUUGUGCAGGUCCACCUCAAAUUCCGCCUUCUGCAAGAAACCCUCUACAUCACCAUGUCAAUUAUAGAUAGGUUUCUUGCUGUCCAUCAAGUUUCUAAGAGAGAGCUUCAGCUUGUAGGAGUUGGUGCUAUGCUUCUUGCUUCCAAAUAUGAAGAGAUGUUUGCCCCUGAGAUAGGCGACUUUGUCUACAUCACAGACCAUGCAUACACCAAAAAACAGAUCAGACAAAUGGAAUCCUUGAUCUUCCGUAAGCUGGACUUCAGUCUUGGCAAGCCACUCUGCCUUCAUUUCCUCAGAAGGAACUCAAAGGCUGGAGCUGUUGGUGCUGAAGAACACACCAUGGCUAAAUACCUUAUGGAGCUAACACUGAUAGACUACCAGUCCAUCAAGUUCCUCCCCUCUGAGAUUGCUGCAGCAUCUCUCAGCCUGGCCAUGCGCGUUAUGGGGAAAGGCAGUGAAUGGACACCCACCCUUGAACACUACAGUGGUUACUCUGAGAAGAAACUUAGCACAUGCAUGCAGAGAUUGGCGCAGCUGGUUCUAGGAGCCAGGGACAGCAAACAGAAGGCUGUGUACAACAAAUAUGCCAGCAGCAAGUUCAUGAAAAUCAGCACAAUGUCUUGUUUGUCUACCUCCACGAUAACAACUCUUGCAGCCCAGGACCAAUCUUAGUUUAUAAUAAGCAUAGAAGCAAUUUAUAAAGGGUUAUAGGGUGGGUAGGGUGGUUUAGGGGCAGGACCCAUUCAGUAGACUCCCGUUCAGGAGAGUGUAAAUAAUGCCUGUAAACAGUGUCAGGUUUGAAGUUAUAAACACUGUGAUUUCCAAGGAAAUACUUUUUUUUAGUUUACUAAUAACAUUUUGAUGUAAAAGUAAUUUUAUUGGAAACCACAGCUUCUGAUAUCAUUUCAUGAAAUAUAAAUAUUGGGAUGGCUACAUGGACCUUGUGUCAGUUACUUUUUAAUCACUAGUCUUUGUAAAUAUAGUUAUUUUUUUUUUUCAAAAUAAACCAUUGAUACUAUUA
Nematostella vectensis (starlet sea anemone) is the source of this 1621-nucleotide messenger RNA. RefSeq names its product G2/mitotic-specific cyclin-B. The record is from RefSeq and is a predicted model, not a curated record. The coding region runs from base 136 to 1272 and encodes 378 amino acids. Gene Ontology annotation, cellular component: cytoplasm; nucleus; cyclin-dependent protein kinase holoenzyme complex. The transcript has 8 exons. NCBI's taxonomy places the organism in Eukaryota, Metazoa, Cnidaria, Anthozoa, Actiniaria, Edwardsiidae. Gene Ontology annotation, molecular function: cyclin-dependent protein serine/threonine kinase regulator activity. Gene Ontology annotation, biological process: regulation of cyclin-dependent protein serine/threonine kinase activity; mitotic cell cycle phase transition.